AAUCGUUCCUUCCUGGCUCCUCCUCGUGGCGGUAAUGGUGCUUGUUGACUGGCUCGCGAAUCUCGGCCCUGGAGUGGCUGGCUGCUGCUGUUGCUGUGCCGUGCUUGUGCUGCUCGUGACUUACCGCCGGUACUGUUCCCGGUCCCUUUGGGCUCGGUCGCUCUGCUGGCUCAUGUCACGCACCGAGAGGCCGCUCUUCAGGGUCGCUUACAGUUUGUACACAAAGACCCGACUGGGUUACUUGUUCCACAAGAGACAGUUAAAGAAAGCUCGGGAUCGACACCCAACAGGACACUCCUUCACACAGCCAUCAAUUUUUAAUGAUAUCAAGAUUGUGCCUGUUCCAAUCCUGUCUGACAAUUACAGCUAUUUGAUUAUUGACACGCAUGCCAACAUCGCUAUUGUGGUUGACCCAUCUGAUCCCCAGCUGGUUCAGGCAUGUCUUGAGCAGGAAGGAGCAGAACUAGAGGCCAUCUUGUGUACCCAUAAACACUGGGACCACAGUGGAGGAAACAAAGCACUGAAAAAGCUACACAAAUCCUGUAAGGUUUAUGGGAAUUCCUUUGACAACAUUCCUGGUCUGACACACCCUCUGUCCGAUAAAGAUCAGAUUGAAAUUGGGCAGCUGAAGUUGCAGGCAUUCUUUACCCCGGGACAUACUGUUGGGCAUAUGGUUUACCUUCUGGACGGUAAAUCAUUUGGUGGACCACCCUGUCUGUUUUCCGGAGAUCUCCUUUUUCUUUCUGGCUGUGGUCGGAUAUUCGAAGGGAAUCCAUUGACCAUGCUCUCAUCGCUGGACACAGUGAUGGCCCUAGAUGACGAUACCUUACUUUGGCCAGGUCAUGAAUACGCGGAGGAGAACCUCUUGUUUGCCACAACCAUCGAACCACAGAAUGCAGCUCGAGAGACAAAACUACAGCAAGUUCUAGAACAGAGACAGCAGAAACUCUGCACGUGUCCAUCAACAAUCGGUGAAGAAAAAGAAUACAAUCCAUUCCUUCGUACUCACACCAGCGAACUUCAAGAUUCACUGGGCCUCCAGCGUGCUUCUGAUGAAGAUGCAACCCAUUUCAGAGCCAAAGUCCUUGAGGAAGUUCGGAGAUGCAAAGAUCUGUUUAAGAGCCGAUAGAGACCCAUAUCCUACUCACCCUAACAUCCACAUCUUCCAAAACAGGAAUACACGGGAUGAAUUAAUAUUUUUUUGGAAGAGGAGGUUGUUUUAGAUGCUCGCCUUGGAAAUACCAUAAAAGUUCAUCUUGACAUCUGAAAUAAAUUGAACUUUAAAUGUAACUUUAAUACUAAAACACACUGAAUUCAUUUGCACACCACAGAUGCAAAUGUUAAACAGAAAAAUAUUUCAUUGGUUUGUUUUGUAGACAAUGACUAAAACUGAAGACAUUCAAUAUUUUUUUGCCUUCAGAAAAUCAGUGAUGGAUUCUUGAGGACUUGUAAUGGAUGGGGUUCUGUCUGCCUUGGAGCUGUCGCACCCAGCGAUGUGGAAGACAGCAGGGCAAUAUAAUUGCACAGUCUUAUCUUGGGUGGUAUAGCACAGAGGCUUAAGGAACUGAGCUGCUAACUAGUGUCAUUGUGUAGUCCUGAGUUUGAGUUCCUCCAUCUGCACUUGUGAACUUUGUGACUGUGCAAGUCACUUAACCAGACAGCGGUCCUGGGUAAUAUCUGAAAAGAAGCACAUCUGCCUAAUGGGCUUGCCUGUUUAAUAACUGAAGUAAGAAAUGUUGUUUAUCACUAUUUCAUAACCAAGGUACACCUGAAAGGCACACCUAAGGGCGGUAACGGACUGUGAUGAUGCUUCUUUGAUGCCGGCUAGUUUGUUCUCCUUACUUUUGCCCUUUAACUGAUCUGUAGCAUUUGGAUGAAAACUGCUGAGUUUGGUUGAGUAAUUUCGAUUAAUGUGCUAAACUAAGGCUGCUCUGGGCAUCUGAUUGUGCUUUGCAGUUUUCAGGCAUUAUUACAAGAUAAUCCACUGUCUGUAGUGGCGCUUAUUAUA
Messenger RNA from Protopterus annectens (West African lungfish), 2008 nucleotides. Its product is annotated as probable hydrolase PNKD. The coding region runs from base 35 to 1129 and encodes 364 amino acids. The transcript is spliced from 9 exons. Gene Ontology annotation, cellular component: mitochondrion. Gene Ontology annotation, molecular function: hydroxyacylglutathione hydrolase activity. The record is from RefSeq and is a predicted model, not a curated record. Lineage: Eukaryota; Metazoa; Chordata; Ceratodontiformes; Protopteridae.